This is a messenger RNA of Ogataea angusta, 909 nucleotides long. RefSeq lists its product as uncharacterized. NCBI's taxonomy places the organism in Eukaryota, Fungi, Ascomycota, Pichiomycetes, Pichiales, Pichiaceae. The record is from RefSeq and is a predicted model, not a curated record. The transcript has a single exon. Bases 1 to 909 code for a protein of 302 amino acids. Gene Ontology annotation, molecular function: nucleic acid binding. Gene Ontology annotation, cellular component: nucleus.
AUGGCCCCUCACAGAUUACACAGCAUAGUCCCAGCCGAUCUGGAACCAGAGCUCACUAAAACGCUCCAGUCCCUGCCCGGGGGAGCGCAGACGGCUCCCGAGGGUGAGGUCGCCGCGGGCACACUCUCGGUGGCGGACGCCCUGGCGCUAAUCAAUACGCGAAAAUACAACCUUUUGUCCAUAGACGUGGAAAAUUACGAGUGGAAACAGGAACACCUGCUGGAGAUCGGGCUCUCGAUCUAUAAACCAUCGUACCAAACCCAUGCCCUUUUCCCCCAUAUCGUCAACUUCCACAUCAUUCUGGAAGAGGGCCUGAAAUACGCCAACAGGAGAUUUGUUCCUAAUAACCGCCUAAACAACAUCACUGGCCAGUCGAUCAUCGCCAAUAAAGCGCAAGCCCAGAAUAUCAUGCAAAAGGUGUUUGACGACGUGGAUCUGGCCAAGACGAUCGUCGUCGGACACGGCUUUGCGUCGGACCUGCGUCUCUUCAGAAACUGGGGGCUGGAGUUCCCGCAGCACGUGAAAAUCGCCGACACCAUGAAAUUGUGGUCCUCGCUGCUACCGUCCGGAAAGAAAGGCUCGCUAUCCUACAUCCUGGACAAGCUGGGUAUCCCGUAUGCUUAUUUACACAACGCGGUCAACGACUCGUAUUAUACACUCGUGGCAUGCCUGAUGCUGGCGUCGCCAGAAACUCGAAACAACCUGGUGAUUGAGGAAAAGCAGAUCGACCAGGAAACAGGCGAGGAGAUCGCAACUCACCGCGUGCGGUGCUCGCCCCACGACCAGGACCUCGAGCUCAGAGGCCCCGACCGCAAAUCAAAACGACGCACCCAGCAGACGUAUUUCCACGCUCCCCGCGAGGGCUUUCCCGUGGAGUACGUGGAAAGCGUGCUGAAAGAGUUCCCGUGA